Jaculus jaculus (lesser Egyptian jerboa) is the source of this 2447-nucleotide messenger RNA. It is a transcript of the gene Znf18, whose product is annotated as zinc finger protein 18. The coding region runs from base 365 to 2017 and encodes 550 amino acids. The record is from RefSeq and is a predicted model, not a curated record. Gene Ontology annotation, molecular function: DNA-binding transcription factor activity, RNA polymerase II-specific; RNA polymerase II cis-regulatory region sequence-specific DNA binding. Gene Ontology annotation, biological process: regulation of transcription by RNA polymerase II. NCBI's taxonomy places the organism in Eukaryota, Metazoa, Chordata, Mammalia, Rodentia, Dipodidae. The transcript is spliced from 7 exons.
UCUCCGCGGGAAGAAAGGUGGGCGCUUCCGCCUGCCUUUCCCCAGGGUGCGAUGACGCUUGGGGGUCUCGUCCGGGUACUGUUGUAGGAGGCCAGGGCGCAGCUCGGGGUCAGCAGCGCCCUGGAAAGGAAAGGCCGGUAGCCGUCCUCCAUCUCCCGGCCGGUGGUGACACUCCACUGAUGUCCCGAAUGUUGACAGGUCUCCUCCCCGAACCGCAGGCUCCAGAGCUUCAUGGGUUUGAAUCCGGCUGCCGCCUGUAAGCCUCAGAGCACUGGAUUUCAUUCCUUAGCAUCCCUCUGAAGACGGUUCUGAGAGAGUUUCGUCCUGGAAGCACUUCCGCUAGAAGAACCUGUGAAGCUAGACAAUGCCUGUUGACCUGGGGCAGGCCCUGGGCCUGCUGCCCUCGCUGGCCAAGGUUGAAGACUCCCUGUUUUCUGGACCAGAUACUGUCCCCGAAGUGGAGCUCUCCAGCCCAGAGACUGCACGCCAGCUUUUCCGACAGUUUCGCUACCAGGUGACCUCUGGUCCGCAAGAGACCCUGAGGCAGCUCCGGAAGCUCUGUUUUCAGUGGCUAAGGCCAGAGGUUCACACCAAGGAACAGAUCCUGGAGAUCCUCAUGCUUGAGCAGUUUCUGACCAUCCUCCCUGGGGAGAUCCAGAUGUGGGUGCGGAAACAGUGUCCAGGCAGUGGAGAAGAGGCAGUGACCCUCGUGGAGAGUUUGAAGGGAGAUCCCCAGAGACUGUGGCAGUGGAUCAGCACCCAAGUUCUAGGACAGGAAAUGUUAUCAGAGACGAGAGACUCUUCAAGCUGCCAAGGGGGUGAAGUGGAACCCCACCCAGAAAUGAAGCCUCAAGAGCUGCCAUAUCAGAGUUCACCUGUAGGGCCCCGGGAGCUGCUGAGCCACCAUGUGAAAGAGGAAUCAGACAUGGAACCAGAACUGGCUCUGGCUGGUUCCCAGCUUCCUGCUCAACCGGAGGAAAGGAUCAUGGGAGACCAGGAUUUUGGAACAACACUUCUCCCAGCAGCACCUCAGGAGCAGUGGAGACACCUAGAUUCCACUCAAAAAGAGCAAUACUGGGAUCUCAUGCUGGAGACCUAUGGGAAAAUGGUUUCAGGAGCAGGCACUUCCAACUCCAAACUUGAUCUGACUAAUUCAGAGGAGUAUGGGGACGAGCUGGCAGGAUUGCACCUUCAUUCCCGUGAAAAAAUUCCACGACUCAUCUCUCUGGGGGACAGACAAGAGAAUGACAAAGAAAACUUAAACUUGGAAAAUCACAGGGACCAGGAACCUGUGGAUGUCUCCUGUCAAGCAUCAGGCGAGGCACCUUCGCAGACUGCCUUGAGGGGCUUCUUCGGUGCAGACGAGCCAAGACACUUUGGAGAAGGAGAAAAUCUCCCCGAGGCUCUGGAAAGCCUUCAUGGUGAGGGGACAGGGGUGCAGCUCUCGCCUCAUGAAAGGAGUUCUGGGAAACAGCUAGGUCAGCAUGUACCCAGUCUUCCUCCAGGAGAGCUGUCCAUCCUGUGGCUUGAUGAGAAGAGAGAGGCCUCUCAGAAAGGGCAGCCAAGAGCCCCCAUGGCCCAGAAACUGCCCACCUGCAGGGAGUGUGGAAAAACCUUCUAUAGGAAUUCACAGCUUGUUUUUCACCAAAGAACUCACACCGGAGAGACAUACUUUCAGUGCUCUGUCUGCAAAAAAGCCUUUCUGCGGAGCUCAGACUUUGUGAAACAUCAGAGAACUCACACAGGAGAGAAGCCCUGUAAAUGUGACUACUGUGGGAAAGGCUUUAGUGACUUUUCAGGAUUGCGCCACCAUGAGAAAAUCCACACAGGAGAGAAACCUUAUAAAUGUCCUAUCUGUGAGAAAAGCUUUAUUCAGAGGUCAAACUUUAAUAGACAUCAGAGGGUUCACACAGGUGAGAAACCUUAUAAAUGUACCCACUGUGGCAAAAGUUUCAGCUGGAGCUCCAGCCUGGACAAACACCAGAGAUCCCACUUAGGAAAGAAGCCCGGCCCUUAGCCAUACCCAGCCUGUUGGUUCCUGCCCAUAGGUAUGCCCACAGUGUGUCUUUUUUCCUGUCCAUUAAAACCGUCCCCUCCUCUUCCUGGAUGCACUGUGCCCUUUAGAGCGAGAGCUGCUGGGCAUGAUUUUAGACUCAGAAAGUUUGUUGGUUUGGAUUUCAGGGUGGUUUAUGUUUUGGCUUGUUUCUUAUUUUGGUCCCCUUGGGAAAAACAUGCCACUUAGAUACUGGCUUUAGAAGUACUGUCUGGGGACAGUUUAACUGGAGUAGCUGCAUUUACUUCUUGCAGGAAGAAUAUUCAGUUAGCUCUUUAGAACUGGGGUUCUAAGAAUUCUGAAAGACCUUUGAGUGCUCAUAUGUUCUUUGUCAUACAGACAAAAACUUAAAAGUAUCCCUUAUGUGAAAUAAACUCAUGUUAGUCAUUUCCUA